GUAAUUAAUAAUUUUAACGGAAUCAAAUGGCUUUAGAUGAAACUUGGGUGUUAUCUUGCGCUUUCUUUUCUAUCCUAGGACUAUUAGGAUAUUCAAUGAUAGCUGCCGGAGCGGUCAGAUACAAAUCAGUUCAAUCUGCUAUUAUUACAAUUUUAUUGGGUGGAAUCUUAACAAUUCUGGCUUUCUAUAUUGUAAGACAAUCAAAUAUUAUUAGACUGGCUAUGCAUUUGCAUUUGGAUAGGAUUCAAACAAAUUCAUUGGUAAAUCAUUAUUUGCCGCUGCAUCAUUUGAAUCAACACCAAGCAAAAAUGAUUAUGACAACUUUGUAUUCCACACUAUUGCUGCCAUUUUCGUUACUUCAAUCUUUGCAUUAGGCACUUUGGAGAGGUCAAGAUUCUUCUCAUUCAGUUUUGGUGUGAUCAUCCUAUAAGGACUCUUGUAUCCAAUAGUUGUUCAUUGGACUUUUGGUUAAGGAUGGUUGAAUAUAUUUGGAUUCUAAGACUUUGGAGGAAGCUCAGUAAUUCAUGUGUUUGGAGGUGUUACUGCUUUGGUGGCAUCAUUAUUAUUACAUGAGCGUAGAGAUCAAAAUGGAAAAAUUCAUCCAGGAAUCUUCCCACAUCAUGCACCAUUCUUCGUUGGAAUCGGUACCAUCUUACUUGUUGUUGUAUAAAUCAUAUUCCUUUCUGGGUUGAAUAGAGGAUCAGCAACUUAUGUCAAGGGAUUAGUUCCUGUAAAUGCUUUGUUGGCUGCAUCAUUUGGUGGAUUGAGCAGUUAUGUCUCUUAUUAUUUGAAAAAAGAAAAAACAAGUUUAAUAACAAUCGCUAGAGGAGCACUUGCAGGAGUCGUAGCAGUCAGUGCAAGCGUUGAUGACAUUUAAUUAUGGGCUGCUGCCUUAAUUGGAACAUUAGCUGGAAUCUCUUACCUUGUGAUAUAAUUAAUAGUUAAAAGAUCUCAUGUAGAUGAUCCAGGAUAAGCAGUAGGUGCUCAUCUUGUCCCAGGAGUUCUUGGUACACUUUUAUACGGAAUAUUGUCAAGAUCCCAUGGAUUAUUUUAUGGCAAUAAUCUAAAAUCAUUUGGAAUCUAAAUUGUAGGAUUACUCUCUAUUGCUGGAUGGGCUCUCCUCAUUUUAGCAAUAUUGGUACCAUUGAAAGGUUUUGGAAUCUUUAAGAUUAAACCUGAAUAGGAAUCCUUGGGAAUCGAUUAAAGCUAUGGUAUGUGAAUCAUAUUUAAAUUGUUAGCUGGUGGCGAAGCCUAUGUUUUCAGUGACUAAACUGUAGAAACCAAAUCCCUUUUAAAUUCAUAAAAGAAAUCCAUAUUCCAUUGAUAUAUCAAUUAUUAUACAUCAUUAUAAUCAUUUGUAAAACUAUCC
Molecule: messenger RNA, 1369 nt
Organism: Paramecium octaurelia
Lineage: Eukaryota; Ciliophora; Oligohymenophorea; Peniculida; Parameciidae
Source: the annotation of a GenBank genome assembly